Molecule: messenger RNA, 1175 nt
Organism: Dendrobium catenatum
Lineage: Eukaryota; Viridiplantae; Streptophyta; Magnoliopsida; Asparagales; Orchidaceae
Product: cyclase-like protein 3
Exons: 6
Coding region: 94-951 (285 amino acids)
Molecular function (GO): arylformamidase activity
Source: RefSeq, a predicted model, not a curated record
GUGUCGUCUCUGUCGUGAUCGUGAUCGAUUGACGGUAUCGUCGGCGACUUAACUGACGCGGCAAUCUUUCUUCCAGCUACCGCCGCCGCUGCAAUGGCAAGGAUCACUAUGAAGUGGUACCCUUCUUUCCUUAUCCUGCACGCGCUCUCUCUAGCGAUUCUCUGUGCCUCCUCUGCCCACCCAGCCUAUGACGACGCCCCGUCGUUUGGAGUUGCCGUUUCCACCGCCGGCCGAGAGGCCGAGCUAGUGGCUGUGAGGAGGGAGGAGUAUGACGGCGGGAGGAUCAUCGACAUCUCCCACUACUACAGGGAUGACAUGCCGGCGUGGGAGUCGGCGGAAGGGGUGGGGCAGUUUCUGAGGCUUCUUAAAUCCAUGGACAACGGUUCGCUCGCCAAUUUCUCCGAAAUGAUGCUUCCCACCCACACGGGCACCCACGUUGACGCCCCCGGCCAUGUCUUCCAGCACUAUUUCGAGGCUGGGUUCGACGUAGAUACCUUGGAUCUGGAAGUCCUCAAUGGUUGGAUCUCUUCCUCUCUUGGUCCUGCUUUGUUGGUUGAUGUUCCAAGAGACAAGAAUAUAACAGCUGAAGCAAUGGAGUCCCUGCAUAUUCCAAGAGGAGUUCGACGUGUGCUUUUCAGGACACUGAAUACUGAUAAGGAACUCAUGUGGAAGAAAGAGUUUGAUACAAGCUAUGUUGGGUUUAUGAAGGAUGGUGCACAAUGGCUGGUUGAUAACACUGAUAUUAAAUUUGUUGGUAUUGAUUACUUGUCAAUUGCUGCAUUUGAUGAUCUGAUCCCGUCUCAUCUGGUUUUACUUAAAAAGAGGGAUAUCAUCAUCGUUGAAGGCUUAAAACUAGAAAAUGUUCAGCCUGGACUCUACGACUUACAUUGUUUACCUCUGAGGUUGCGUGGUGCAGAGGGCUCACCAAUUAGGUGCAUUCUUAUCAAAUAACUUGCUUCAGUAUAAGUACUUUCUACUUGAUUCUGUGUUUCUUUUGGUGGUCUCUGUAUAUAUGCCCUUGAAAAAAUAACACUAUGACUAAAUAAUACUAUACAUUGCUAUCCUUUGUAAGAAUCGAUAGUAUAUCUAAAACACUUAUUAAGAAUUAUUGGCUCUUUUUCCUCUCUAUGAAUGAAUCAGGCACAAGCAAAAGAAAGGAGCAAGUAUUUCUAAUA